Messenger RNA from Apaloderma vittatum (bar-tailed trogon), 5159 nucleotides. It is a transcript of the gene PIK3C2A, whose product is annotated as phosphatidylinositol-4-phosphate 3-kinase, catalytic subunit type 2 alpha. Gene Ontology annotation, molecular function: 1-phosphatidylinositol-3-kinase activity; phosphatidylinositol binding; 1-phosphatidylinositol-4-phosphate 3-kinase activity. Gene Ontology annotation, cellular component: plasma membrane; phosphatidylinositol 3-kinase complex; cytoplasm. Bases 60 to 5159 code for a protein of 1699 amino acids. Lineage: Eukaryota; Metazoa; Chordata; Aves; Trogoniformes; Trogonidae. The record is from RefSeq and is a predicted model, not a curated record. The transcript has 32 exons. Gene Ontology annotation, biological process: phosphatidylinositol 3-kinase/protein kinase B signal transduction; cell migration; phosphatidylinositol-3-phosphate biosynthetic process.
UAAAUCUAUUCUGAAGCCAAGGGCAGACAACCAGGACAAGGGAAGUGUUGCUUCUUUAAAUGGACAUUUGCUCUUGCGGUAUGGCCCAGAUAUCCAGUAGCAAUGGAUUUAAACAGCGCUCAUCACCUUCUUUGGCAGCUGCAAGGUCAAAAGAUGUGGACAAAGAGGAGGCAUUGCAGAUGGAAGUGGAGGCAUUAGCUAAGAUGCAGAAAGAGAGAGGUGUAGCUGGUAAUAGACAGACUUUUCAUUCUUUAAGCAGCACCAGACAAAAAGCACAGACUCAUAACAAACAGGACCAUGAUCUCAUGGUGUUUCCAGAGUCUGAUGCCAAGAGCAUGGAAGAUAAACUAAGUACCAUUAACAUAGAGAAGCUUACUCAUGCCGAACUAGAGAAACUGCUGCUGGAUGACAGUUUUGAAACUAACAAAGUACCUACAUUACCAGUAAGUCCUCUUUUGAGCCCAUCUCUGUCUUCACAGUUUUAUCUCGGGCCUACAGGUCAGAGAAGGCAGUGGACGCCUGGGAUAACAGCCCCUGUGGCCUGCACUUUACCUCUUUAUCCCUCGGCUUCUUACACAAAGCAGACUGGGGUAUUUCAGAAUGGAUUCCAUCCAACUAUGUCCUCCUGUCACUCGAGAGAACAUAUUUACCUUGGUCCUCCGAGACAGUCGCAAUACAUUUCAUACCCACUGGCAGCUACUACACCUUUCCAUCCUCGAGGAAGCCUACCUAUAUAUCCUCCAGUACUUACACCAGAAAUGGCAAAAGUAUUUGACAAAAUUGCGAGCACCUCCGAAUUUCUGAAGAAUGGGAAGUCAAGCACGGACUUAGAAAUGACUGCUAUAAAGUCUGCAGUUUCUAACCUACCGGCCUCAGAAAGCUGCAGGGAUGUUAGUAAAUUUGACUGGUUAGAUUUGGAUCCCCUCAGUAAACCAAAAGUGGAUAGUGUGGAGACUUCAGGUAAGGCAGAGAAUGAUGGAGAGAGAGCUUCAGGUCUGACUGCUGAAGAUCCAUGGGAUGCUGUGCUAUUAGAAGAAAAGCUCUUAGUAACCUGUCACCUGGAAAGAAAAGUUAAUGGGAAAUCUUCUGGAGCAACAGUUACAAGGAGCCAGUCCUUAAACAUGCGAACAACUCAGCUUGCAAAGUUACAGGGCCAAACAUCACAGAAAGACAAUGGGACCACGGGCAUGCUGACAGAAAAUGUGCUUCUCCAAGAAAUUGAAGGGCAGAAUCAAGAAUUGUCAGCUUUUUCUCAAGCAGUUACAAAACUGAGGACCAAGUUUCCUUACAGUGACCAGGAAACAAAUCCAGGCUUUGUGCUGAGUCCAAUCAUGCUGCAAAGGGAUAUAAGUGGAGAGAGUGCCAGUAUCAAGGUUUCUAUAGAAAUCGAAGAAUUCCAGCAACCAGUAACUUUUACGUGCGAUGUGAGUUCCCCUGUUGAGCUUAUAAUAAUGCAGGCACUUUGCUGGGUGCAUGAUGACUUGAAUGAAGUGGACAUUGGCAGCUAUAUCCUGAAAGUCUGUGGCCAAGAAGAAGUUUUACAGAAUAAGCACUGCGUAGGAAGUCAUGAAUACAUUCAGAACUGUCGGAAGUGGGAUACAGAAAUCAAACUGCAGCUCCUGACCCAUAGUGUCAUAUGCAGGGAUCUGGCACGGACAGAAGAUGAUGACAGAACACCCAUACAUCUAACCAAACACCUCUACAAAGUAGAAAAGCCUUUCAGAGAACCUAUUAUAAGGUCUUCCAUUGAAGAGCUUCUUGAUGUGUAUCACAAGCAAGUUAACAUAGCUCUUAAAAAUGAGAACCAGCAUAAAGCAGUAGAUCACGUAAUUAAGACUGUCAGAAAAAUCUGUUCUACAUUGGAUUGUGUAGAGACUCCUGCGAUAACGGAAUCGGUAAAGAAGCUAAGGAGGGCUGUUAAUCUGCCGAGGACUAAAAAUGCUGAGGUAUCCUUAAAAUGUGACGAUGACACUAGCAAGAGUUCAUCUGGUUCACUGCAGCCUGAAAACCCUCUGAAAGUGAGUAUAGACCAAUUAACAAGAGCAGUUGAGGCCCUUCUGCGACUCCACAGGAAUUUAUGUAGCAGCCCUGAAGGAAUUUCUCCUCAAGAUAGUAAGAGUACCAAGGAAGCGUGGACUGCAACAGAACACCUCCAAUUCACAAUAUUUGCUGCACAUGGAAUUUCUCCUGGUUGGGUAUCAAAUUAUGAAAAAUACUACUUGAUUUGUUCUCUGACCCAUAAUGGAAAAGAUCUGUUUAAACCUGUUCAGUCCAAGAAGGUUGGCACGUACAAGAACUUCUUCUACUUGAUUAAAUGGGAUGAACUAAUAAUUUUCCCCAUCCAGAUUUCACAGCUGCCUUUGGAAUCGGUCUUAUGUUUGACUUUGUUUGGAAUACUGAAUCAAAGUAGUGGGAGUUCGCCUGACUCAAAUAAGCAGAGAAAGGGCCCAGAGAUUUUGGGUCAGGUUUCUCUACCUCUUUUUGAUUUUAGGCGAUUGUUAACUUGUGGGACAAAGCUGUUGCAACUCUGGACCUCAUCACAUCCGCAUCAUACGUCAGGGAUGGCCAGUAAGAAAGGAAACAUGGAAAGAAUAGUAUUGCAGAUUGACUUCCCAUCACAUGCUUUUGAUAUUGAGUAUAAAAUUCCUCCAGCUGCAAAGACUACUGUGCAUCAUUCCAUAGAAACAUUAGAAAAACCAUUGAGAGAACGUCUCCUCGCCAUUCUCGCGAAGGAUAAUACUAUUGGGCUAUCAAAAGACGAUAAAGAAUUUUUGUGGGAGAAGAGACAUUAUUGCCAUAGCCAUACUAGUAGCCUACCAAAAAUAUUGGUUAGUGCCCCUCACUGGGACUGGGCAAGUCUUCCAGAAAUAUAUUCAUUACUUCAGCAGUGGCCUCCUUUAUCACCCUUAGCUGCACUGGAACUACUUGAUUCAAAGUUUGCUGAUCAGGAAGUACGAAACACAGCUGUGAAUUGGAUAGAGACAUUGAGUGAUGAUGAAUUAACAGAUUUCCUCCCUCAAUUUGUGCAGGCGUUGAAGUAUGAAACCUACCUUGACAGUGCUCUUGUGAAAUUUCUUUUGGCUCGGGCACUGGGCAGCAUUCGAAUAGCACAUUACCUAUACUGGCUGCUUAAGGAUACACUGUAUGACACAAAAUUUGGUAUAAGGUAUGAGCAAAUUCUUGGAGCUUUUCUUUCAGUCUGUGGAAAAAGGCUGAGGGAAGAGCUUGAGAAGCAGACCAGGCUGGUGCAGCUUUUUGGAAUGGUAGCAGAAAAAGUAAAGCAAACAAGUGGAUCUGCUCGACAGGCUGCCUUGCAAAAUGGUAUGGAACGUGUGCAGUUAUUUUUCUUGAAGAAUAAAUGCCGUUUGCCUCUCAAUCCCAGUCUUGUGGCAAAAGAGCUAAAUAUUAAGGCGUGUUCUUUCUUCAGCUCCAAUGCAGUACCGCUGAAAGUCGCACUGAUCAAUGCGGACCCUCUGGGAGAAGAAAUUAAUGUGAUGUUUAAGGUUGGAGAAGAUCUGCGACAAGAUAUGCUGGCUUUACAAAUGAUUAAAAUUAUGGAUAAGAUCUGGCUGCAGGAAGGACUCGAUCUGCGGAUGGUUAUCUUCAAGUGUCUCUCAACUGGGAAAGACCGAGGCAUGGUAGAGCUUGUUCCUGCUUCAGACACACUUCGGAAAAUUCAGGUGGAAUAUGGAGUCACAGGUUCUUUUAAAGACAAGCCCCUGGCAGAAUGGUUGCGCAAGUAUAAUCCUACAGAGGAGGAGUAUGAAAAGGCUUCAGAAAAUUUCAUUUACUCUUGUGCAGGAUGCUGUGUAGCUACUUAUGUAUUGGGAAUUUGUGACCGCCACAACGAUAACAUAAUGCUCCGAAACACGGGGCAUAUGUUUCACAUUGACUUCGGAAAAUUUCUGGGUCAUGCGCAAAUGUUUGGUAGCUUUAAAAGGGAUCGAGCUCCUUUUGUGCUAACGUCGGAUAUGGCUUAUGUCAUUAAUGGUGGUGAAAAACCCACUAUUCGCUUUCAGUUGUUUGUGGAUCUCUGUUGUCAAGCUUACAAUUUGAUAAGAAAACAUGCAAACCUCUUCCUUAACCUACUUUCAUUGAUGCUGUCUUCUGGGUUACCAGAACUAAGCGGGGUUCAGGACUUGAAAUAUGUCCAGGAUGCUCUCCAGCCCCAAACAACAGAUGCAGAAGCUACCAUUUUCUUUACAAGGUUGAUUGAGUCCAGUCUGGGAAGUGUUGCCACGAAGUUUAAUUUCUUCAUUCACAAUUUGGCUCAGCUGCGUUUCUCAGGUCUGCCUUCUAAUGAUGAACCCAUCCUUUCGUUUUCUGCUAAAACAUACUCUCUUAAACAAGAUGGCAGAAUCAAACAAGUGUCUGUGUUUACAUACCAGAAGAGAUAUAACCCAGAUAAACAUUAUAUCUAUGUAGUGCGAGUUUUGAGAGAAGGGCAAGCUGAGCCAACAUUUGUCUUCCGAACGUUUGAUGAGUUCCAGGAGCUCCACAACAAACUUGGCAUUCUCUUUCCUCUUUGGAAGUUACCAGGCUUUCCUAAUAAGAUGGUUCUUGGUCGAACACAUAUAAAAGAUGUAGCAGCUAAAAGAAAAGUGGAGCUCAACAGCUACAUACAGAGCCUGAUGAACAGUUCUUCAGAAGUGGCAGAAUGUGAUCUUGUUUAUACUUUUUUCCAUCCAUUACUUCGUGAUGACAAAGUGGAAGGAAUAGAUGGAAUAGCCAGACCUGCAGAUGCAAGUCCAUCAAGUCCUACCUCAGGCAAAGUGGGAGGAGAAGUGAAGCUAUCCAUAUCAUACAGAAAUAGCACUCUAUUUAUCAUGGUGAUGCACAUUAAAGACCUGGUUACAGAAGAUGGUGCAGAUCCAAAUCCCUAUGUAAAAACAUAUUUACUUCCAGAUACACACAAAACAUCCAAACGUAAAACCAAAAUCUCCCGGAAGACAAGAAAUCCAACUUUCAAUGAAAUGCUCGUGUACAGCGGAUAUAGCAUGGAGACCCUGAAACAGAGAGAACUUCAGUUAAGCGUGCUCAGUGCAGAAUCAUUACGCGAGAACUUUUUCUUGGGUGGAAUUACCCUCUCGCUAAAGGACUUCAACCUGAGCAAGGAGACUGUUAACUGGUACCGGCUAACAGCUGUGCCCUAUCUGUGA